Molecule: messenger RNA, 3449 nt
Organism: Pristis pectinata (smalltooth sawfish)
Lineage: Eukaryota; Metazoa; Chordata; Chondrichthyes; Rhinopristiformes; Pristidae
Gene: tubgcp4
Product: tubulin, gamma complex associated protein 4
Exons: 19
Coding region: 279-2225 (648 amino acids)
Biological process (GO): cytoplasmic microtubule organization; mitotic cell cycle; spindle assembly
Cellular component (GO): equatorial microtubule organizing center; centrosome; spindle pole
Molecular function (GO): gamma-tubulin binding; microtubule minus-end binding
Source: RefSeq, a predicted model, not a curated record
GUGGUUUUGUGUAUGUUCUGGGGGGACGGCGGCGACCGGGCGCUGGUGGCCGGGUCGGUACUAUGAUCCACGAGUUGCUGCUGGCCCUUAGCGGAUACCCGGGCAGCAUCUUCAACUGGAAUAAGCGCAGCGGCCUGCAGGUGGAUAAAUCUCCAGGACCUGAUGAGAUGUAUCCCGGGCUCCAAUGGAAGGCAAAGGAGGAGAUUGCUGGGGAUCUGACAAAUUUUCUCUGGCCACAGAAGAGAUGCCAGAUGAAUAGAGGACAACAAAUGUGAUGAAUGUAUUCAAGAAGGGCAGCAGGGAUAAACCAGGUAUCUCAGGAUCUGCCUUUCCUUCAUCCAAGUGAGACCAGUGUCUUAAAUCGAUUGUGUAAGUUAGGCACCGACUACAUACGCUUCACAGAGUUUGUUGAGCAGUAUACUGGACAUGUACAGCAGGAGUGUCACCCUUCCCAGCAGGGCCAGGCGGGACUGCACGGGAUUUACCUUCGUGCCUUCUGUACCGGACUAGACUCGGUGCUGCAGCCCUACAGGCAGGCGCUGCUUGAUCUGGAGCAGGAGUUCUUGGCAGACCCACACCUCUCCGUCUCUCAUGUCAACUACUCCUUAGAUCAGUUUCAGCUGCUGUUCCCAUCUGUUAUGGUGGUGGUUGAACAAAUCAAAUCACAAAAGAUUCAUGGUUGCCAACUCCUGGAGACUGUUCACAAACACAGCUGUGGAGGACUUCCGCCAGUUCGCAGUGCAUUGGAAAAGAUCCUGGCAGUGUGUCAUGGUGUGAUGUACAAGCAGCUGUCUGCGUGGAUGUUGCAUGGGCUGUUGCUGGAUAAAUACGAGGAGUUCUUUAUUAAGCAAGGACCUUCCUCUGGGAACGUUGGCACUCAGCCUGAGGAGGAAGAGGAGGAGGAUCUGGGAAUCCGAGGCUUGACUGGGAAGCAGCUCAAGGAACUUCAAGAUCUGCGGUUAAUUGAAGAGGAGAACAUGUUGGCCACGUCUCUGAAGCAGUUUUCACUGCGAGCUGAGAUGCUGCCCUCAUACAUUCCGGUGAGGGUGGCAGAGAAGAUCCUGUUUGUGGGUGAAUCUGUGCAGAUGUUUGAGAAUCAGAAUGUGAAUCACACUCGUGCAGGGUCCAUUUUAAAGAACCAGGAAGAUACUUUUGCUGCGGAGCUGCACAUGCUCAAACAACAGCCCCUCUUCAAUCUCGUGGAUUUUGAAAAUCUAAUUGAUAGGAUCAGAAGUACAGUGGCUGAGCAUCUGUGGAAGUUGGUGGUGGAAGAGGCAGGACUUCUGGGACAACUUAAGAUAAUCAAAGAUUUCUACCUACUGGGUCGAGGUGAACUAUUUCAGGCUUUCAUCGACAGUGCACAGCAUUUAUUAAAGACUCCACCAACUGCAGUCACUGAACAUGAUGUCAAUGUAGCAUUCCAGAAAUCAGCACACAGGGUGCUAUUAGACGAUGACAAUCUUCUCCCACUCCUGCACCUCACUGUGGAGUACCACGGGAAAGACCCCAAAGAUUCAACACAGAGCCGCGAUGCAUCAUCUUCCCCUCGAGAAGCCCCUACUUCUGGCUGGUCUGCUCUGGGACUGUCGUACAAAGUGCAGUGGCCUUUGCACAUCCUGUUCACCCCUGCUGUACUGGAAAAGUACAACAUUGUGUUCAAGUACCUGCUGAGUGUGCGGAGGGUGCAGGCAGAGCUGCAGCACUGCUGGGCUGUGCAGAUGCAACGGAAGCACCUCAAAUCCAACAAGACGGAUGCAGUCAAGUGGAGAGUGAGGAACCACAUGGCUUUCCUUGUGGACAACCUGCAGUACUACCUACAGGUGGAUGUCCUCGAGUCUCAAUUUUCACAGCUCCUCCAGCAGAUAAAUUCCAUCCGAGAUUUUGAAAGCAUCCGACUGGCUCACGAUCACUUCCUGAGUAACUUGCUGGCUCAAUCAUUCAUCUUGCUCAAACCAGUGUUCCAUUGUCUGAACGAGAUCCUGGAAUUGUGCCAUAACUUCUGCUCCCUGGUUAGUCAGAAUCCAGGACCCCUGGAUGACCGGGGAGCUCCACAACUGGACCUCCUCGUUACGGGUUUCAGUCGGCAGUCGUCCCUCCUCUUCAAGAUCCUGUCGAGCGUUCGCAAUCACCAGAUUAACUCUGACCUGGCUCAGCUGCUGCUGCGACUGGACUACAACAAAUACUACACACAUUCUGGAGGCACACUAGGAAGUUUUAGCAUCUGACCUGUCCUGGGGCUGCUGGUUCCUCGCCUUCACCAGUCUCUGGUACUGUUGACCGUCUGUGGUCCGAAGUUGCAUGUGUGAGCUUGUGGCCAUACUUGCCUCUCCCGCAUCCACCGUUGGGAAAGCAGCUGCUUGAAGCCUUCACAGAGAGCUCAGGAUCACACUGCAGACUGUGCUCCUGUAGACAGACAUUCGGGGCAGAGUUUUGUGAGCUGGUUUGCUAACCUUUCACCUGUUUCCACUCUCCUGAUACAUUAGAUGACUUCAGGCUGGGAUUUACAGUUUCCUGCUGUUUUAUAAACUCUCGCUGAGGAGUUUUGUGCCUGUGUGAUUGCUGUCACUGGGUCUGAACAGUCUCUGUUCCCUUCCCUGGUGCCUGAUAUCAUCUGAUCACUAAACCCCAAAGGAGGGGUACUGACAGGUGGGAUGGGAUAGGUUCGGGAUGAUUAGAACGAAAACAAAGAUCGUUUCUUACCAGAGAGAUGGACUCCAUUAAGAACUGUGACUGGAUUGUCAGAGGUCCUAAGAAAAAUCCUUGCUUUUGAAAUUUCCAGACACUUUUUCCCAAACCUGCUUCAAAAGCCCCGAUUAACUGGGAAUGUCUUCCCUACUCUUCCUGCCCUUGGUCUGGGGAGCCAGGGGAAGGGUGCAGGUUUAAAUUGGUAUCAUCAACGUAAGUGCCUAAUGGUGCUUCAAGCAUCCUUUGAUUCCUGUUCCUAUUUCUUGAGGUGUUCACUCACCCACACGGGGUAAUCAGUGAGGUUUCCUCUAUCCAGCCAGCUUCGCCAUUGCAAAGAAUUGUCUGCCACAUAAUGUUGUCCUGAUUUGGGAAUCGCAUUCAAAGAGUGGAGUGUCUCAUGACUCUGGCAAUGGGGCUUUGGGUCUAAGCCACAAAAUGGAGGGAGUGUUGUUCCUCUCCUUGGCCAAGUGUGCUCGAUGUGAGAAACAGCAAGGGAUUUAUUGCCAGACGGCUCUGGACCCGAGUUCACGCACAGACGGCAUCGACUGGUCCCUUACUUCUGCCCAGGCCACUAGAAGCUGUGACUUCCAAUGAGAUUCUGGCAGCUCUCGCUCUGCCAACAGUCAUUAUUCCAUUUGCUGUUUCCUUGUAGAAUCCAAUUCAGUGUUAAAUCCUUUGCGCCUACAGAAAAAGUGAAGCUGUUUUUUUUCUGUGUACCCUCAUCCCAUUUUAUAAGUGGAACUAAAUAAAAUGAAACCCACGCU